UCUGUAUGACAAGUGCUCUCCAUCCUUCACUUUCAACUGCGUUGUCCUCCAUUUGUGAUUUUAAGAAAAAUGUCCUUACUUUAAUCAUUCUUUCAACUAAACAUUUUGAAAUAUAAGUAAUGGACAACAACUACGAUAGUCCCGAGGAGGGUGAAUAUGUCUACAAGAACUCAAAGCUAAGCAAUGUUUUGCCACUAUGGGGAAAUGAAAGAUCAAUGAAUUUGAAUCCACUAAUUUUAACUAACAUACAAAGUUCUCAUUACUUUAAGGUCAAUUUGUACGAGUUGAAGACCUAUCACGAGGUGAUAGAUGAAAUUUACUACAAAGUUACACAUCUCGAACCUUGGGAGAAGGGAUCUAGACGAACAUCUGGGCAAACAGGAAUGUGUGGAGGUGUACGCGGUGUCGGUGCAGGAGGAAUUGUAUCUACUGCGUAUUGUUUACUGUACAAACUAUUCACACUGAAAUUAACACGAAAACAGUUAAACGGAUUGAUCACUCACUGUGAUUCCCCCUAUAUAAGAGCUUUGGGAUUUAUGUACAUCAGAUACACACAACCUCCGACCUCGUUACUGGAUUGGUACGAGCCUUACCUUGACGAUGAAGAGGAAAUGGAUGUGAAAGCGGGAGGUGGUCAAAUUAUGCGUUUAGGACUCAUACUGCGUCAGUGGCUGAUGAAAUUGGAAUGGUUCUCAACGCUCUUUCCACGUAUCCCGGUCCCAAUUCAACAAAAAAUACAAAAACACUUGGAGGAACGAUUUCCGCCCACUACCAAUCCACUUAAUGCAGCUGCCAGUGGUCCUAGCACAGGAAAUGAUCGAGAAGAUCGCAAAUGGGAUCGUAAAGGUGGGCGAGAUUGGGGUAAAGAGCGAGAUAGGGAGUGGCGAGAAGAUCACACCAGAGAUUAUUUAAGAGAUGAUCGAGACCGUGAAAACUCAGCAAGACUUUACGAGCGCGAUAGAAGGGAAAAGGACAGAGAUAGGAGUCGAGAUGAAAGGGAUGAUCGAAGAAACCGUGAGAAAAGCCCCCAAAGAGGAGCUCGUGAACGAAGUCCUCGUCGUGAGAGGCACCACCAUUCUAACCGAGAUAAAGAGCAUAGACAUAGACAUAAACACAGAUAGAAACUUUUUUCUCCAAACUUUGAAUUUACUUUUUGUGAAUAUAUGUUACUUUACCAUUACACGGUUAAUUCAG
Photinus pyralis (common eastern firefly) is the source of this 1194-nucleotide messenger RNA. Its product is annotated as pre-mRNA-splicing factor 38B. Gene Ontology annotation, cellular component: precatalytic spliceosome. The transcript is spliced from 5 exons. The record is from RefSeq and is a predicted model, not a curated record. NCBI's taxonomy places the organism in Eukaryota, Metazoa, Arthropoda, Insecta, Coleoptera, Lampyridae. The coding region runs from base 120 to 1121 and encodes 333 amino acids.